Molecule: messenger RNA, 1335 nt
Organism: Oryza brachyantha (malo sina)
Lineage: Eukaryota; Viridiplantae; Streptophyta; Magnoliopsida; Poales; Poaceae
Product: mitogen-activated protein kinase 5
Exons: 6
Coding region: 43-1152 (369 amino acids)
Biological process (GO): intracellular signal transduction; protein phosphorylation
Cellular component (GO): cytoplasm; nucleus
Molecular function (GO): ATP binding; MAP kinase activity
Source: RefSeq, a predicted model, not a curated record
UGCGGCGAGGAGGGAGGAGGAAGAGGAGGAGGGGUGUCGGGGAUGGACGGGGCGCCGGUGGCGGAGUUCCGGCCGACGUUGACCCACGGCGGGCGGUACCUGCUCUACGACAUCUUCGGCAACCAGUUCGAGAUCACGAACAAGUACCAGCCGCCGAUUAUGCCUAUCGGCCGCGGCGCUUACGGGAUCGUCUGCUCGGUGAUGAACGUUGAGACGAGGGAGAUGGUGGCGAUAAAGAAGAUCGCCAACGCUUUCAACAACGACAUGGACGCCAAGCGCACGCUCCGGGAGAUCAAGCUCCUCAGGCACCUCGAUCACGAGAACAUCGUAGGCAUCAGGGAUGUGAUCCCGCCGCCGAUCCCGCAUGCGUUCAACGAUGUCUACAUCGCCACGGAGCUCAUGGAUACUGACCUCCACCACAUCAUCCGUUCCAGCCAAGAACUGUCAGAGGAGCACUGCCAGUACUUCCUGUACCAGAUCCUGAGGGGGCUCAAGUUCAUCCACUCGGCGAACGUGAUCCAUCGGGACCUGAAGCCGAGCAACCUGCUGCUGAACUCCAACUGCGACCUCAAGAUCUGCGACUUCGGGCUGGCGCGGCCGUCGUCGGAGAGCGACAUGAUGACGGAGUACGUGGUCACCCGGUGGUACCGCGCGCCGGAGCUGCUGCUCAACUCCACGGACUACUCCGCAGCCAUCGACGUCUGGUCCGUCGGCUGCAUCUUCAUGGAGCUCAUCAACCGCCAGCCCCUCUUCCCCGGCAGGGACCACAUGCAUCAGAUGCGCCUCAUCACCGAGGUGAUCGGGACGCCGACGGACGAGGAGCUGGGGUUCAUCCGGAACGAGGACGCGAGGAAGUACAUGCGGCACCUGCCGCAGUACCCACACCGGACGUUCGCGAGCAUGUUCCCGCAGGUGCAGCCCGCGGCGCUCGACCUCAUCGAGAGGAUGCUCACCUUCAACCCGCUGCAGAGAAUCACAGUUGAAGAGGCACUGGAGCAUCCUUACCUAGAGAGAUUGCAUGAUAUCGCUGAUGAGCCCAUCUGCCUGGAGCCCUUCUCCUUCGACUUCGAGCAGAAAGCUCUAAACGAGGACCAGAUGAAGCAGCUGAUAUUCAACGAAGCGAUCGAGAUGAACCCAAACUUCCGGUACUAGAUUGAAUCACCGUGCCGUCUAUACCUGCUGCUUGUACAUAUGAUCAAGAUCGAGAGCCGGGUAGACCGAACAUUGCAUUUGUUUGUUUGUUGAUGUUCGAAACCCACAUUCUCUGCAAGUUGUGAACGCUCUGUGUUAUGUAUUCCUAUGUUCGAAUAAAAGGGUUUGGAACUUUUGAAUUAU